Molecule: messenger RNA, 4571 nt
Organism: Ochotona curzoniae (black-lipped pika)
Lineage: Eukaryota; Metazoa; Chordata; Mammalia; Lagomorpha; Ochotonidae
Gene: TLK1
Product: tousled like kinase 1
Exons: 22
Coding region: 143-2524 (793 amino acids)
Biological process (GO): chromosome segregation; peptidyl-serine phosphorylation; intracellular signal transduction
Cellular component (GO): nucleus
Molecular function (GO): ATP binding; protein serine/threonine kinase activity
Source: RefSeq, a predicted model, not a curated record
UUGACUCUCCCCCUCCCUGCCCUCGCGCUCUUGUCGCUCGCUCGCCCUCAGCCGCGGCCCCCGCCAUGACGGAGGCGGGUGCCGGUGCCGUUGCCGCCGCUGCCGUCGCAGGGGGGGAGUCGGGUUCCCAGAAAGUAGCUUGAUGAGUGUCCAAAGUAGCAGUGGAAGUUUGGAGGGGCCGCCAUCUUGGUCCCAGCUCUCCACGUCUCCAACCCCGGGCUCGGCGGCGGCGGCCAGGUCCCUGCUGAAUCACACGCCGCCAUCCGGGAGGCCCAGGGAAGGUGCAAUGGAUGAGCUUCACAGUCUGGAUCCGAGAAGGCAAGAGCUGUUGGAAGCCAGGUUCACUGGAGUUGCGAGUGGGAGCACGGGGAGCACUGGCAGUUGCAGUGUUGGAGCUAAAGCGUAUGUGAGGGGUAAAGAUUAUUUAACAUAUUUGGCAGGCAGAAUUUGCAUAGAGUCUUCCAUCCACUGGUUCACUCCCCAGGCCUCAACAAAUAAUGAAAGUUCUAAUCACAGUUUUGGAAGCUUGGGAUCUUUAAGUGACAAAGAAUCAGAGACACCAGAGAAGAAACAAUCAGAAUCAUCUAGGGGAAGAAAGAGGAAAGCAGAAAACCAGAGUGAAAGUAGUCAGGGAAAAAUUAUUGGGGGACGUGGCCACAAAAUUAGCGACUAUUUUGAAUACCAAGGUGGGAAUGGCUCCAGUCCAGUAAGAGGCAUACCUCCUGCAAUCCGUUCUCCUCAAAAUUCACAUUCACAUUCCACUCCUUCCUCAUCUGCUCGACCGAAUAGCCCUUCUACAGCAUUAGUUUUUGGGGACCACCCUGUUGUACAACCAAAGCAGUUAUCCUUUAAAAUUACUCAGACUGAUCUGACAAUGCUGAAAUUAGCAGCAUUAGAAAGUAAUAAAAACCAGGACCUGGAAAAGAAGGAAGGUCGUAUAGAUGAUUUGCUCAGGGCUAACUGUGAUCUCAGACGGCAAAUAGAUGAACAACAAAAAUUACUUGAAAAAUACAAAGAACGAUUAAAUAAGUGCAUAUCAAUGAGCAAGAAACUUCUUAUUGAAAAGAGUACACAAGAAAAACUAUCAAGCAGAGAGAAGAGUAUGCAAGAUAGAUUACGCCUUGGGCACUUUACCACAGUUAGACAUGGCGCUUCAUUUACUGAACAAUGGACAGAUGGUUUUGCAUUUCAGAAUCUUGUGAAGCAGCAAGAAUGGGUGAAUCAGCAAAGGGAAGAGAUUGAGAGGCAAAGGAAGCUUCUAGCCAAACGCAAACCUCCCACGGCUAAUAAUUCCCAGGCACCAUCUACCAAUUCUGAACCGAAACAAAGGAAAAACAAAGCAGUCAAUGGAGCAGAAAACGACCCUUUUGUUAGACCAAAUUUACCACAACUGUUGACUUUGGCAGAAUAUCAUGAACAGGAAGAAAUUUUCAAACUUAGACUAGGACAUCUCAAAAAGGAAGAGGCAGAGAUCCAGGCAGAACUGGAACGCUUGGAAAGAGUUAGAAAUCUUCACAUACGGGAGCUCAAAAGAAUAAACAACGAAGAUAAUUCACAGUUCAAAGAUCACCCAACGUUAAAUGAAAGAUAUUUAUUACUUCAUCUGCUUGGUAGAGGCGGCUUCAGUGAAGUUUAUAAGGCUUUUGACCUUUAUGAACAAAGAUAUGCUGCUGUGAAGAUCCAUCAGCUUAAUAAAAGCUGGAGAGAUGAGAAAAAAGAAAACUACCACAAACAUGCCUGCAGAGAGUAUAGAAUACACAAAGAACUGGAUCACCCCAGGAUAGUUAAACUCUAUGAUUAUUUCUCCUUGGAUACAGAUACAUUUUGUACAGUGCUAGAAUACUGUGAAGGAAAUGACUUGGAUUUCUAUUUGAAGCAACAUAAGUUAAUGUCAGAGAAAGAAGCUAGAUCUAUUGUAAUGCAGAUUGUGAAUGCACUAAGAUAUCUCAACGAGAUCAAACCCCCUAUUAUACAUUACGAUCUUAAGCCAGGAAACAUCCUGUUGGUAGAUGGAACAGCAUGUGGAGAAAUCAAAAUCACUGAUUUUGGCCUGUCCAAGAUUAUGGAUGAUGACAGCUACGGUGUGGACGGAAUGGACCUAACUUCCCAAGGCGCAGGCACAUACUGGUAUUUACCUCCUGAGUGUUUUGUAGUUGGAAAAGAGCCGCCCAAGAUUUCCAACAAGGUUGACGUGUGGUCAGUUGGGGUCAUCUUCUUCCAGUGUCUCUAUGGUAGAAAGCCAUUUGGUCACAAUCAAUCUCAGCAAGACAUUCUUCAAGAAAAUACAAUAUUAAAAGCCACAGAAGUUCAGUUCCCUGUGAAGCCAGUUGUAAGCAGUGAAGCCAAGGCCUUUAUAAGACGCUGUUUGGCGUAUCGAAAAGAAGAUCGAUUUGACGUGCACCAACUGGCAAAUGACCCGUACCUCCUCCCACACAUGAGAAGAUCGAAUUCUUCAGGAAACCUGCACAUGGCUGGGCUGACGGCAUCCCCGACACCCCCCUCGUCAAGCAUAAUUACUUACUGACUCCUCCAAAGCUGGCAUGGGAUCUUUGGAAUGCUUCCAGAUGCACACUUGCGUUUGAAAGCAUUUGAGCACCGGCUUCAUUUCCACAUGAGACCUGGUUAAGAACCGCGUCUUGACAGCGUCGUCGGUGUGAGUGGAUCAUGGACGAUGACCGAGCGCACACUUCCCAGCAUCCACCGUGAGCAGCACAGGGAGACUGCCUGUUGCAGACAGAGGAAGGCCAUGUGAAGACACAAGAAAACCUGGCUUUCCUGUUUAUCUGGGGAACAUUGUAAAUAACGUUUAUAGUACCUAAAUACAUUUGAUUGUUACUAGAGAGUUCUAAUACGAAGGGUAGUUUUUCAUUAUUUAAAAACACAAGGGGGGAAAUGAGACGUUUCUAACACAAGAACUACAGUGCCUGGAUACAUUCUUCAGCGUUUGGCAGUUCACCUGCUGAGACCAAAGUAAGAACUGAGUGCCGGCGACGGUGGUGUUUAUAGUGCAGAAUGUGAGACUCUGGACAGAGCUAGGCUUUCUCAUUUACCAAGUUGUACCUCGAAACCCCCACUUGUCCUUUUUUCCCACUGGUUAUAUUAAAGGGGGAGCUGUUAUUCCUAGACGCUCUCCACCUUUGACAAAAUCAGCUGCUUGUUUGGAAGUCAGUUGAAUUCACUGAAUUAUAACAUCUCUAGUGAUUUCAACAUGUUUGAAUUGCCAACAGGUAUUUUUUGUUACCAGGCCUUGUUCAUUAAAACAAGUGACAGUAUGUAACCAAAUGCAGACUAGUUCUAUGCAGGAUAAUGAUAAAUUCCCUUCUCGCUCUAUUGUAAAUUACUGUACAGGUGUCAUUUCAAUUACUAAGUUUCAGCAGCUUAUUCUUGUACAAAUGUUUAAAAAUAUGGCUUUUCUAAUUGGAUAUUGUAUUUUUUUUAAGUCUUCUUGAAGGCGCUUUAAUUGCUGCUAAAUGAUGUUGCUUCUUUGCUAAAAAAAAACAAAAAACAAAAAACAAAAAAAAUGGAAUGAAUUCCUUGCAGGUUCUAGUUGACUGUACGUGAUGGAGAUCUUAAAGCAGGCUUUCAUUAACCAUUGAGUCAUGUAAAAAUGAUCCACGUGAUCAGUCUGUUGGGCUCUAGGGCUGUGGAGCACAUAGAUACUAGAUUUAUAGUGUUCAGGUUACUCUACAUUUCUAGAAGGUUCUUAUCAGCAAGGUGGGGUAAUGGUCCCAUAAACAAGUUUCUUGUGGUUUGUACAGAUUUGUUAAAAUGUGAACAUUUUCCAACUGCCUUGUAUGGUAGAAACCAAUCUUUUUUCAGGACACUGUUUUUCAUUUCUCUAAGGAUUUUUUUCUCUGUCAUCACAGCCAUGAUGCUUACCUGUAAGCUGUCCGUGUUGCAGAAAAAGGAGGCUGUACUCACCACAGAUGCUCCUCAUCAUUGUACAGUUGAACUGUGGCUCUUAGCUCUGAUGUUGCAAGCCAUUUUGUGGGUUUUUUUUUUUUUUCAUUGUACAUAGACACAUUGUCUAAGAUGCUGCUGAAAUUGUAGAGAAUGUAGCCAAAACAGUAAUAAACAAUGACAGUUAAAAUGUAAAGACUGAAAAUUACAUCAAAGGGAGCUUUCAAGAUUUAGGCUACUGACCGUCUUAGCCCUUAAUCAGCUGAAUCAAUUCUUUAAGUAUACUUCAAGACAAGUACAAAAUGUCUCAUGCUGUUAGGUAUACUAAUAACCAUUAUCAACGCCAGUCCUGGGGGACUGACAGUGCUGUUGGGACUGGCUUGAGGGCCAAACCUGUUGCUCCAAAGAUUAAGACAGAAAUCCUGGUUUUUUGCAAUUUUUUUUAAAAGAACCCUGACACAGUACUGAAGUGUUAUCAUUGCUUGAGUGCUUUAGUGCUGCCUGCAUAUUUCUCUAGUUUUGUUUGAAUUUUCACCUUUCUGAAUCUUAAAGUACCCUCAUGGAAUAACUGCUGAAGCCCUGACUUACAGGGAAAUGCCUAGUUUUAAGAUUGUGCUGAGGUAUACAGUGGAUGUAUAAAUAUGAGAUUGAAUAAAUAGUAUAGACUUAGA